AUGGAUAAGGAGAGUUUAAAAAAUUAAUCAAAUUAUCAAACAUACUAAGUUUUAAACUCAUAGCAGAUAAAAAAAGGCUGUUUUGAGAUUGCAAUCAACAUUCAGUAAUCUCUACUGCUUAUGGCUUCGAGGUAUGAAAUAUAAAUAGCCUUCUUUAAAUUCGGAAAAUUUAAAUAAUUUUAAGUCAUCAAACAAGAAAAGUAGUUUUCUUCCAUACUAUAUUUUCAUAUACGAAAAUCAAACUUUAUUACAAAUGAUGGAGUUUCUUCAUUAAAAAUUUGGUCAUCAAAUUUAUUGGCCUCAAUAAAAUUUAUUUAGAAGUUAAGAGGCCAUAAAAGUUCAAUUAAUUGUUUACUUUUAAAUAGUGAAGAAGAUAUUGUCAUUACUGGAAGUAAUGACUAUACAAUUAGAUCAUGGAAAUAAAAAAAUGAAUAAUGGAGCUCUUCAUAAAUUAUUUUUUGCCAUAAUUCCUUUGUGUAUGGUUUAUCUAUAAAUAAAUAAGGAAAUAAAUUGAUAUCUUGUUCUCGUGAUUGUACUAUUGUUGUAAAUGAGUUUUCUAACUCUAAUUAAAUUUGGACGGUCUCAUAAAUUAUUUAAGUUGAUAAACUUGGUUAUAUUAUAGGUUUUAUUUGUGAUUCAGUAUUUGUCUAUUAACCAAUUAAAAUGAAUCUUACUCAAGCGGCAGAAUUAAAUUCAGUUGGAAAUGAUAGUUUAUAUAUUUAUUAGCUUGAUCAUGAAAAAAAAUAUAUAAAAAAGAAGUAAUUGCUAGUGUUUGGAGAUGGAGAGCUUUGUGAAAGCAAGUUUUCUUUUUAAUAUUGUUCAUCAAAUAAUCUCUUACUUAUUAAGAAUGGUUCAUAAAUUAAUCUAGUAAAAGUUAUAAAAAAUAAUAAAAUUGAUAAUGAAUGUUUAGAAGAUCUUUAUAAUUUUUAAUUAAAUUAGGUUAUUAGUUUCGAUCCCACUUAUUGUAAAGGAAAAAUAUAUGGAACAAUGAGCUCAGAUGGAUAAUAUAUAAUUAUUUCUAAUUAUUCGUAAAAAAUAAUAGAAAUAAGAGAAUAUAAAAAACAGGAUUGA
Molecule: messenger RNA, 1071 nt
Organism: Paramecium sonneborni
Lineage: Eukaryota; Ciliophora; Oligohymenophorea; Peniculida; Parameciidae
Source: the annotation of a GenBank genome assembly